AUGGGCCUGCAGAAUGACCUUGCCGUGAGGGAGAAGCCGGGUGCCGAAGCCAAGCCGUUUGGUGGUGAAUGGAAGAAGGAGUUUCUGCUUGAUCCGGAAUGGCACAACUUGAACCACGGCUCGUUUGGCACGUACCCGCGAUACGUGCGCGACAAACUCCGCGCCUACCAGGACCAGGCCGAGGCCCGUCCCGACCAGUUCAUCCGAUACGACCAGGGCAAACUGCUGGACGAGGCGCGCGAGGCCGUGGCCGAGCUGGUCAACGCGCCCCUGGACACCGUCGUCUUUGUCGGCAACGCGACCGACGGCGUCAACACCGUCCUGCGCAACCUCAAGUGGAACCCGGACGGCAGGGACGUCAUCUUCACCUUCUCCACCGUCUACGAGGCCUGCGGCAACGCGGCCGACUACCUGGUCGAGUACUUUGAGGACAGGCUCCAGCACCGGACCAUCGAGCUCGCGUACCCGCUCGAGGACGAGGACAUCGUGGCGGCGUUCCGCGGCGCCGUCGAGCAGGCUCGCCGCGACGGCAAGCGCGCGAGGGUCGCCCUCUUCGACGUCGUGUCCUCGCGGCCGGGCGUCGUGUUCCCCUGGGUCGACGUGGUCGGGGCGUGCAAGGAGCUCGGCGUCAUGUCCCUCGUCGACGGCGCCCAGGGCAUCGGCAUGGUGCACCUGGACCUCGCGGCCGCGGACCCCGACUUCUUCGUCUCCAACUGCCACAAGUGGCUGCUCGCGCCCAGGGGCUGCGCCGUCUUUUACGCGCCGCGGCGCAACCAGCACCUGCUGAGGACCACGCUGGCCACCAGCCACGGGUACGUGGCCAGGCUUGCGCGGACCAACCCCCUGCCGCCGAGCGGCAAGAGCGUCUACGUCAACAACUUUGAGUUUGUGGGCACCAGGGACAACGCGCCCUACCUCUGCGUCAGGGACGCCAUCCGGUGGCGGCGGGACGUGUGCGGCGGCGAGGACAGGAUCGUACGGUACCUGCUGGAGCUGAACAAGAAGGGCAUCAAGCUGGUCGCCGACGCCCUGGGCACCGAGCACCUCGACAACGAGAGGGGGACAAUGACCGACUGCGCCAUGGGCAACGUCGCGCUGCCCCUGUGGGUUGGCGAGAGGGGUCCCGGGGCGAAGGACACGGAUGCGCUGGUUCCGCUGGAGCACAAGGCGACCGUGUUUCAGUGGAUAGCCGAGACGCUGGUGACGGACUACAAGACCUUCAUGUCGCAGUUUAUGAUUGGCAACAGGUUCUGGAUGCGGAUUUCGGCGCAGAUUUAUCUGGACGAGAGCGAUUAUCAGCUUGCCGCGAGGAUACUGAAGGAGUUGUGCGAGAGGAUCGGCAAGGGGGACUAUCUGUGA
Molecule: messenger RNA, 1359 nt
Organism: Ustilaginoidea virens
Lineage: Eukaryota; Fungi; Ascomycota; Sordariomycetes; Hypocreales; Clavicipitaceae
Exons: 2
Coding region: 1-1359 (452 amino acids)
Source: RefSeq, a predicted model, not a curated record